Messenger RNA from Frankliniella occidentalis (western flower thrips), 1258 nucleotides. Its product is annotated as ceramide phosphoethanolamine synthase-like. The record is from RefSeq and is a predicted model, not a curated record. NCBI's taxonomy places the organism in Eukaryota, Metazoa, Arthropoda, Insecta, Thysanoptera, Thripidae.
GGAGUUUUCGACGUGGGCCUUGAAGCGGUUCGCGGUCAUGCUGUUCAUCCUCGUUCUCCUGACUGAAGUGGAGUUCCGCAUAGCGAGCCUAACACUCGGCGCGUGAAGACUCUGCCUCUUAAAUUGUUCCGAUUUCUUGGUCUUUUGACCAGAUCAGAGCACCCAACGGGUCCAUUUUCAUAGAGGUGUGAAGCAGAGCCAUUAAGGCGUAAUUCCGUCUUGCCCCCAAACGUUUCAAAGAUGGACUGUAAGCGCAUUGUGCUUUAUACUGUGCAGCUGAUCUCUUCAGUGUUCUGUUUGGCUUUUGGGCGCUUUUCCUUUUUGGAACAUUCCCGAGGGGGAAACGACUCUCGUGUACUACGGACUACCCCCGGACCCGGAUUGCCACAGGCCGUGCCUAGCGAGUUACUUAAGUCAUUUCCCCCUCGAACAUUCCCAAUUACGCCCUACGACUGAUAUAGUGCGUGUACCUGAGGCGUGACUGAGGUGAGAGCCGUUGUUCUGGUCGACCCCAGAUACGAACUAGUCCACUCACUGCAAGUCGAGCCCUUUUGGGAUUCAGUGAAGUUAGCGAAAGAAACUGUAUCCACGUGCGCGUCCACGUGUUAAGUUUUGCGUUGUGUACUUGCUCAUGCUCAGUUCUAUGUUCAGGGUGUACUAUACGUGCACUCUUCGCGUGUUUUGAUCUGGUGCUGCUCCAGUUUAAGUUGGUUUCUUUUUCAUAUUUAUUUGUAUUAUUCCUAGAAGGUAUUUAUUUUACGUAUAUGUGCGCGAAGAAACGCUAAUAACACGAUGGUUAACGGUGACUUGGUCAUACAGCUCGUCCAAAUUUUGGUCAAAAUUUCGCACAAAAACAGGGUAUUUGGACAUCGAUUUGACGUUAGAGACGUAUUUGUUUGUGUUUAUGUAUGCCCUCAUUGUUACUGUAUCGUGUUUGUCGGGCAACGCGCUGGACUGUGCUAACCGAUGGCCUAAGAGGAAUAUGGCACUGGAAAGCAAAGGUGUUCGAGUCAUACCCUGAAAAUGUGCUAAGGAUUGAAACUGUCCAAGGAACUGAUUUGACUACUUUUAGGGUUCUUUCGUGCUUUGAAGAGGGCAUUAAACUCAAAAUGUCUUGAGCACCACUUUCAAAGGUAUAGCUGAGCACCUUUUUUUCCAGUGUGGCAAUGCAAGACUGGUUGAUUUUUUUCACAAAUGUGAUGUCAAGGGCUAACAAGUUUUUUUAAUAAAUCAUUUUCCUUGUGUUUUUAAAAAAAUA